This is a messenger RNA of Helicoverpa zea (corn earworm), 1238 nucleotides long. Its product is annotated as band 7 protein AGAP004871-like. Gene Ontology annotation, cellular component: plasma membrane. The transcript is spliced from 8 exons. The record is from RefSeq and is a predicted model, not a curated record. NCBI's taxonomy places the organism in Eukaryota, Metazoa, Arthropoda, Insecta, Lepidoptera, Noctuidae. Bases 252 to 1163 code for a protein of 303 amino acids.
AACGCUAUCAACGGUGAUUUAUAGCUUUCUUAUUGUUGUGGAACAUCGCAUUGUAAUUGAUAUUUUUAGUUGGAAUCAGUGUAGUUUUUGGGUUGUGUAAACAGCUGGACUCUUCUGACAGUAAGUUAGACUGUAUGUCAGCGCAGUCCGCGAUUGUUAGCCGAGUAAUACGCUGUUAUUGCGAAUUUAUUGCUCCUCCCUCCGAUAUAACAAUAACAUAAUAACACAGUAAGGUACGGCGGGCUCUCAAAAUGCGCACGGAGCUAAGAACGAUAAGCACUAGGCGUGACAACGUGCCCAGUCAUUGCGAUACGGGUACUUCUUGCGCUAUCACGAUACAAAUGCCGAAUCCAGAGGCGGUGGGAUGCAUAGAGCGAUUUGCAACAUUCCUAUCGUUCCUGCUCGUGAUCAUCACCUUUCCAUUUUCGCUCUUCGAAUGUUUCAAGGUCGUGCAAGAAUUUGAACGAGCCGUCAUAUUCCGUCUCGGUCGAGUAAGGAAGGGAGGUGCGAGAGGUCCCGGUCUCUUCUUCGUUCUUCCCUGCAUCGAUACUUAUAGAAAAGUGGACUUGCGAACUGUCUCCUUUGACGUUCCUCCCCAGGAGGUAUUGACGAGAGAUUCAGUGACAGUCGCCGUGGAUGCUGUCGUCUACUACCGCAUCAAGGAGCCUUUGAAUGCCGUUGUCCGGGUUGCAGAUUACAGUGCAUCAACGCGUCUUCUAGCAGCGACGACACUUCGGAAUGUUCUGGGCAUGCGCGAUUUGGCACAGCUGCUGUCGGACAGAGAAGCGAUAAGUCACAUGAUGCAAGCCAGCCUCGAUGAAGCGACUGAACCUUGGGGAGUUGAAGUGGAGAGGGUCGAAAUAAAGGACGUGAGGCUGCCCGUGCAGCUGCAAAGGGCGAUGGCUGCAGAAGCAGAAGCUGAUCGAGAAGCCAGAGCCAAGAUUAUUGCGGCCGAGGGAGAAAUUAAAGCGUCCAAAGCUUUAAAGGAGGCUUCCCUUGUUAUGAUAGACAACCCUAUGGCAUUACAGUUGCGGUACCUCCAGUCGCUUAGCUCGAUAUCAGCUGAAAAGAACUCCACAAUCAUCUUUCCGUUCCCAAUGGACUUCCUAAAAACAUUCAUGGGCGGACCUGGCCCGAGCUCUCAGCACCCACUCAACUUAUAAAUACAGACUCAAAUGACGACGAUUAUAUUAAUUCUAGUCAAAAAAAUAAUUUUAAUUAAAUUGUUGAAAAUUUUA